Messenger RNA from Mytilus californianus (California mussel), 1653 nucleotides. Its product is annotated as chitin synthase chs-2-like. The record is from RefSeq and is a predicted model, not a curated record. Bases 1 to 1653 code for a protein of 550 amino acids. The transcript is spliced from 6 exons. Gene Ontology annotation, cellular component: cell septum; cell periphery. Lineage: Eukaryota; Metazoa; Mollusca; Bivalvia; Mytilida; Mytilidae. Gene Ontology annotation, molecular function: chitin synthase activity.
AUGUACAUGUACUACUUAUUGGGAUACAAGAUGAUCGGCGCUAUUUUGGAAGAUGAUUUACUGGAGAAGGAAACAAAUAAAAGGUAUCACUACAGACGAACAACAUCGUUACUGAACCAAUUGCCCAAAGACAAAGUUAAAAGGGCUCAUAACAGUUUCAUUCUUGCUCUGGACGGAGAUGUAGAUUUCAAACCUGAGGCAGUACAAAAACUGAUAGACAAAAUGACCAAGAAUGAAAAAGUUGGCGCUGUAUGUGGUCGAAUACAUCCUAUUGGAUCAGGGCCUGUUGUAUGGUAUCAACAAUUUGAAUAUGCUGUCGGACAUUGGCUACAAAAGGCUACAGAACAUGUGUUUGGAUGUGUGCUUUGUUGUCCAGGAGCCUUUAGUUUAUUUCGUGCUUCUGCUUUAAUGGACGACAAUGUGAUGAGAAUGUAUACAAGUCCUCCUACGGAAGCUCGCCAUUUCAUCCAGUUUGAACAAGGUGAAGACAGAUGGUUAUGUACAUUGGUGCUACAACAGGGUUGGAAAAUAGAUUACGCUGCUAGUGCUGACGCCUUCACAUUUGCGCCACAAACCUUUCAAGAGUUUUUCGUGCAGAGGCGACGAUGGGCACCGUCAACUCUAGCAAAUAUUAUUGACUUGCUAUCAUCUUGGAGGGUAACAACGAAAAUGAAUGAUAAUAUUAGCACGUUGUUCAUUUUAUACCAAUUCGUAGUUCUUACUUCCAGUUUACUUGGUAUCGGAACGGUUACGUUAAUGAUUACCGGAUCUUUCAAUGCUGUACUGAAAAUAAAUAUGUUCCAUUCAUACGUCGUCGCCGUAACACCAGUGGUUUUAUAUACCAUCAUAUGCAUGAAAUGUAGCAAUGACAAACAAAUUGCAGCAGCAGCGCUUCUUUCAACAGUGUACACCUUAGUAAUGGUUAUCGUCACGGCAGGAUUAUUCGUGAAUCUCGCAACAGAAAAAUUGUACAGUCCAAAUGUAAUAUUUUUCAUCGAAAUACUUUUUAUUUUCAUAUUCGCAGGAUUUGCUCAUCCAAAGGAGUUAAUGUGUCUGGUUCAUGGUUUGCUAUAUUACCUCCUAGUUCCAUCCACUUUUAUUUUCCUAACCGUGUAUUAUAUGUGCAAUAUUCAUGUUGUGACGUGGGGUACUCGUGAAAAGAAAACGGAAGACGAUGUUAUUGAGGAAACGGAGUCCGGAAAUUUUACUAAUUCAGCACAGCCUCCAGUACUAGUUAGAUGUUUGCAGAAACUAGGCGUUUUGGCUGUAGUGAAAGAAACAACAAGGCUUAUUAAGCAGUUAUUGGGAGCAGGAGUUGAGCAGGAAACCGAUGGUAAUGAAACAGAAUCAGGUACGCAACCACAUGUUGGAGCGACAAUUGUACCACGUGCUGCAACAAGACGUCCAAAAGUCAUGUGGUCGGCUCCACAACAGAAGAGGAAGAGAAUGAACCCAAACGUGUAUGCCAGCAGUGCUCAACUACAACAAAAAGAAACUUUGAUUAAAGUAGAAAAAGUCAUAGCAGAUAAAGAGAAAAAGAGUGGUCCGGUUCAAUUAUUGAAAGGAAAAUAUAAUGCUUAUGAUCUUAAAAACUCAGAUUAUGUUGGUCCCACAGCACCAAAGAUGUCAACAUAUGAUGGCAAAAAUGACUGA